Tachysurus vachellii is the source of this 2646-nucleotide messenger RNA. It is a transcript of the gene ccdc191, whose product is annotated as coiled-coil domain containing 191. The annotation marks the transcript as partial. The record is from RefSeq and is a predicted model, not a curated record. The transcript has 16 exons. Lineage: Eukaryota; Metazoa; Chordata; Actinopteri; Siluriformes; Bagridae. Gene Ontology annotation, molecular function: phosphatase binding.
AAGAAGGCCCAGUCAUCACACAGGUCGGAGAUGUUUCCCUGGAAAAGAUUUUCAAAACCUGGAACCCAAACAAGCUCCAAGAUGCGUCCGACUGAUGGUAAUAUACGCACGUGGAUGAAGAAAGUCGAGAUGGCUUCGGAGUUCGCUGUAUCUGAGGUGUUUUCAUCUCAGAAACCUCAUGCUGGUAAACCAAGGCGUGCUGCAGCCCUGGAAAGCAUGGACCAGCUCCAGGACCAUGAUGAUGCAUACAGCGAGGCUCAGAUUAUUCUUGAUGAUUGGAUGAAGAAAAAGCUGCGCCAAGAGCUUGAAAUGGAUGAGGAAGAGGAAGAGCAGAAGAGUGAAGAGGAACCUGAAAGGCUAAACUACAGAAACUUUCACGAUAUAUAUUCCCAGCUUGAGCCUCAAGAUGAGAGCUUUGAGGUGCACCACUUCCUCCAGGACUUGAUGGAAACAGACCUGAUGGACUGUGAGACGGUACAGAGCCUCUGUCAGGACACGGACAAGGAAAAGAAAAGAGGCCUUGACCCGACAGUCGCCAUGGAGAUGCGCCACAAGCAGGUAAAGGAGCGGCGUUCGCAGAGGGAAGCAGCACGGAAACAGCAGCACAGGGAGCAGGAGGCUCGGAGGGAGGCGCUGGAGAAGGCUAAGCAGCUAGAGAGCAAGGAGCAGAGGAGGAGGGAACAGGAAGCUCGGAGACAGGAGGAACUUUUGCAGCAGGAAGUGGUGCGUCUGCGCAGAGAGAUGCAGGAGAAGAGGAGCAUGCAGCAGAAGGCACGAAAGAGAGAAAAAGAGACAAAAGAGAAAAAGAUCACCGUCAAGAACGCCAUAACACCAGAACCUGACGUUGUCACUCAGAGACAGCUGUGCCACAGAGAGCAAGUAGUAGAGGCCAAAGCCCACAUUCUCAACCUGCAGUGUAUGCAGAAGCACUUCUACAUCUGGUACUCAGUGGUGUUGGAGAAAAGGGUGCAGGUUGUUAAAGCAGCAGCAUUUUGUGAUUGGAGGAGGCAGCUGAGGGCGUGGCGGGUGUGGAGGGUGCUGUUGUGGGUGAGGAGAAGAGACAGAGAAACUGAGAGGAUGGAGGAGGAACUGAGGCUGGAGAACAGACGCUGUCAGCUAGCAGAGCAGAGCAAUCGAAGGCGGCUCCUGAGGCGCUGCCUGAACGAUUGGAGAUUGUGGUGCCGAACAGAGAAAGAUCGAAAGAAGCUAUUUAGCCAGCGGGAGGAAACCAGGCGGAAAAUGGAGGCCCUGAUCGAUGCAGCUGCUUCAGGGAAACUAACAAAACGCAACUGCACUGAACCACCAAUAACAGUCCAGCCAGAGAACGUGAACCAAUCAGAAACCACCGCUCAGCUGGCACAGGCACCGGUACAAAGAGCCACCUCAGCUCCAACUCUACCCACACUGACUGACAGGACGACAGCCCCGCCCAUUCAGGCCUGGCAAAUGACUCGUCAUCACACUGUACUCUCUUUAGCUGAGGUUCAGGAGGGACGGAGAUUGAAGGGUGCCACCCGCUGUCAGAGUGCCGAGAUGCCCGGCGGACGGUUUGAGCAUCGGCACGCGGCUCAGCAGAAAACCAUCGCAGAGCAGAAUCGCCUUCUUAAAGAACAGCAGGACAUUAUCUCUGAGCUUCAAGAGAGACAGAAACUUCUGGAACUCAAACAGGAAGCAGAAAAGGUUGAACAGCUCACCGUCCAGCUCAAACCCUCAGCAUCUCAGAGUGUUAUCAAGACCAGCCCCAGAUCAAAAGGAGCCUCGGAUGAAAGCGGCACCGGUCGUCCGGCCCCCAAAGAAUACGACAGUCGUCUGGCCAGCCGUCAUCCUGCAGUACGAGCCAUGGAACAGCGAGCUCAGCAGCGUGCGGAGCGCAGGAGGGAGGUGGUGGAGAUGAUGAAAAGGCGGAAGGAGGAGAAGCUGGCGCAGAUUAAGGCGGAUGAGGAGGAGAGACUGAGGAAGGAAGAGGAGGAGAAGCGUGAAGCGGUAGAAAGGAGGAAGGAGGAGAAAAGACUGAAGAAGGAGAGGGAGAUUGAGAAGCAGAUGAGAAAAGCGCUGGAGCAAAAGUUGUUCCAGCAGGCAAGAGAUCACUACAAACGUUCCCUGAUGCUACACAGAGGAAUGACACCGUGGAGGCGACUGGUAGAGCAGAGCCAUGCCAAUGCACAGAAAGCAGAGGAGCAUCACGCACAGGUUCUACAGAGACGCUGCCUUCUGUUUUGGCUCCAUACAACAAGCGAGGCCCUGGCGGAGAAAAGAAGACGUGCAGAUCAACUGUACGAGGGCAUUCUGGUCUGCCGAGCUCUAUACGGCUGGAAAAUGUUUAUGUAUAUACAGUCUGAACUAGAGGUACGAGCUGAGCAUUUCUACACGAUUCGGACUCAGAGGAAAGCGUUUAAGGUUCUGAUGGAUCACGCAAUCCAACAGAGACUGGAUGCCUGGGACAGAGAGACAAAGGCUGAUGAGCACAGUGCCAGGCGAGUGUUGAGGAGAUGCUUCUCUGCUUGGCGGCGUCUCCCGGAGAUGCUGCAGGAGGAAAGACGACGAGAGGAGCGGAGAGAUCGACUCCGACACAAAGUGUCUGAGAUCCUCCCGGACUUCCGAGCCUCACCGCUGGACGCCAUGUGGAGCCUGGGGUCACACAACUAA